This is a messenger RNA of Monoraphidium neglectum, 255 nucleotides long. RefSeq lists its product as hypothetical. The record is from RefSeq and is a predicted model, not a curated record. Lineage: Eukaryota; Viridiplantae; Chlorophyta; Chlorophyceae; Sphaeropleales; Selenastraceae. The transcript is spliced from 2 exons. The coding region runs from base 1 to 255 and encodes 84 amino acids.
AUGGCCCGCUCCUCGAUCCUCCUCAGCGUGUUUGCCGUCUUCUGCGUUCUGGCUCUGGCCAGUGCUGAGGUGCAGCAGGCCGCCACCGCCGCCCCCGCCCGCAAGCUGCUGCAGGGCUGGCCCGAGCCCCCGAUCAACGUGCGCACCUCGGCCGGCCCCCUGACCAUCCGCCGCUACCCCUGGUCGGUGCAGAACAUCGUUGGCCUCAACGUCGCCCUGCCCAACCCCAUCCUGCGCGGCCGCGGCUCGCACUAA